This is a messenger RNA of Terrapene triunguis (Three-toed box turtle), 2004 nucleotides long. RefSeq names its product calcium voltage-gated channel auxiliary subunit gamma 5 (gene CACNG5). The record is from RefSeq and is a predicted model, not a curated record. Bases 1 to 840 code for a protein of 279 amino acids. Gene Ontology annotation, molecular function: channel regulator activity; voltage-gated calcium channel activity. Gene Ontology annotation, biological process: calcium ion transport; regulation of AMPA receptor activity; postsynaptic neurotransmitter receptor diffusion trapping. Gene Ontology annotation, cellular component: AMPA glutamate receptor complex; postsynaptic density membrane. NCBI's taxonomy places the organism in Eukaryota, Metazoa, Chordata, Testudines, Emydidae. The transcript is spliced from 5 exons.
AUGCUUUUUGGAAUGAGCGCGUGCGGCAGGAAGGCUCUGACUCUGCUCAGCAGCGUGUUUGCUGUGUGCGGUUUGGGGCUCUUAGGAAUUGCUGUUAGCACCGACUACUGGCUUUACCUGGAGGAAGGAAUCAUCCUGCCCCACAAUCAGACCACCGAAAUCAAAAUGUCGCUGCACUCUGGUCUCUGGAGGGUCUGCUUUUUGGCAGGUGAGGAGCGUGGCCGGUGUUUUACUAUAGAAUACGUCAUGCCCACGAACGUCCAGCUGACGUCUGAAUCGACAAUCAAUGUUCUAAAGAUGAUUCGUUCUGCUACGCCUUUCCCUUUGGUCAGCCUCUUUUUCAUGUUCAUCGGGUUUAUACUGAGCAAUAUUGGACACAUUCGGCCUCACAGAACCAUCCUGGCCUUUGUAUCAGGAAUCUUCUUCAUUCUGUCUGGUUUAUCUCUGGUUGUGGGGCUGGUGCUGUACAUAUCCAGCAUUAACGACGAGAUGCUGAACCAGACCAAGGACUCAGAGACUUACUUCAGUUAUAAAUAUGGAUGGUCAUUUGCUUUCUCUGCUAUCUCUUUCCUUCUCACAGAGAGUGCUGGUGUGAUGUCCGUCUACCUGUUCAUGAAACGAUACACGGCCGAGGAGAUCUACAGGCCCCACCCCGGCUUCUACCACCCCCGUCUUAGCAACUGCUCUGAUUACUCAGGGCAAUUCUUGCAUCCCGAUGCCUGGGUGCGCGGACGCAGCCCCUCCGAUAUUUCCAGUGAUGCAUCUCUCCAGAUGAACAGUAACUACCCUGCCCUGCUCAAAUGUCCUGAUUAUGAUCAAAUGUCCUCCUCCCCAUGUUGAAUGGCAAUUAACCCCAUUGCCUACUUGGGAUUAAGAGCAAGCAGCUGCUGUGUCCUGACUCAGUUUGUCAUUUUUAGGCCACUUUUUCAGGACAAUCCUCUAUUUAUAUGAUCAUAAAUGGUGUUAAUCAUUGCCUAGAGAGUGUGGUAGUUUUUUGGGUUUUUUUAAAUGAUACUUACCCUGCAUAUCUGAAAUACAUCCAAGUCCUGAUCCCCCAGCCGUUCCACACACCCAACAAGUAGUAGCUUUGGAUGUGGAAUAGAUCCAGGAUUGGGCUUAGAGAGGGUUUGAUAUCAAAGAACCACCAGUAGUAAAAAUGCAUUUCAUGGUAGGUGGCACAAGCUUGUGUGUUUGUAUCAUUUUGCUGUAGAUUUAUUGGCAUGAACGAUACAUGUACAUUUCUAAGUAAUGGUAUUAAUUACAAAAGUAUAAAUUGCAUCUUGAUUUGACAUUCACAAUGAUGGACCAUCAUUUCUGUGUAUCAUUUCUAAGUAGGCCAUAAUGAUCAAUAGCCAUCCCUCCCAACUAUACCUCAGGGGAUUUUCAGAGGUCUAUAAUUAAGUUAGGUUCCCACUGAGUUUCUGUAGGAGCCAAGACAUUCAUUUAGGGCGUUUGGCAAAUCAUGUCCAAAAACCAUUCAUGUUAGACCUCCCUCCAAUAUGACUUUGAAAACUUUUGACAUCAGAAAGGCAAAUUCUUGAAACAAACGGUCAGAUUCUCUGCUGGUAUAAACUGUCAUAGAGCCGUGGAAGUCAGUGGCGCUCGGCUGAUUUCCCCCAACUGAAGAUCUGGUGCAAAUUUUAUAUUUUACAGAAAAUAGUAUACAUUAUUUCAAGCUUGAUUAAUUUUGCAGCGUACCUUCGUUGGGGACCUCGUCAUUCAUGAAAAAGUCAAUGUUAUACACUUUGGUCUUGAGCUACCAGGAGGUGAAUAUCAGUCCAUAUCUAAAUUUAGUUUGGGGAACUGAAGGUGAAAAUCUAUAGACAGUACUGUUGUAAAAAACCACGAGAUUACUGAAAGAACAGUGUCAGAAUGUAUGGUUUCUACUCUUGUUGUUUUAACGGCCUCAGAAAAUGUCAGCAUCAGAAAAUCCUGCAGGUGUUUUUUGUAUAUUAUAUUUUAAUUUAAAGUUUGAUUGUACUAAAUGUAAUGCACUGACUUUCA